ACUAGAUGUGUCUGAAGAGUUAUGUAUUAGCUAAGACAAGAUAUAAGAUAUUAGUAAAAUGUUUUUGAAAUAGGAAAAGUGUAUAUCAUCAGAAUAAGUCGUUGAAAUAGGAAAAGAGUAUAGGAAUAAGUCGUUGAAAUAGGACAAAUGUAUAGGAAUUAGUCGUUGAAAUAGGAAAAAAGUUUAGGAAUAAGUCGUUGAAAAUGGAGAAUUGUAUAUAUAUAGGAAUAAGUCUUUGAAAUAGGAAAUAUGUUUAGGAAUAAGUCGUUGAAAUAGGAGAAGUGUAUGUGAAUAAGUCGUUGAAAUAGGAGAAGUGUAUAUGUAUAGGAAUACGUCGUUGAAAUAGGAAAUGUGUAUAGGAAUAAGUCGUUGAAAUAGGAAAAGUGUAUAUGAAUAAGUCGUUGAAAUAGGAGAAGUGUUUAUGAAUAUGUCGUUGAAACAGGGGAAGUGUAUAGGAAUAAGUCGUUGAAAUAGGAAAAGUGUAUAGGAAUAAGUCGUUGAAAUCUAAAGAAAAAUGUGAAACGUUUUAAUAAACGUGAUAUGCGCUUGCAAGGAAAGCAUUUGAAUACUUAUGAAUACAUACGUACAUGUAUGGCGGUCGUAUUUUUUUUAUUUAUUGCAGAACUUCGGAAAGAUGUCAGUUUCAGGACAUUUUAAUUUUUACUUGCAGAUUCAACCGAUCCGGCGGUGUUGUGUACGGAAUAUACGGGGUGUAACUUUUGCCCUAGUAAUGUCUGUUGCUCUUUCCCUGCUGUUUCUCGAAGGCAAGCCUAGGGCAGAUAAGAUCAAUUUUGAUGACCAUGAACGUGGAAGAGGGGAUUCUUUCUUGAUAUAUCGACCAUUCUCCACUACCAAGAAAGUUGACCGUGCUGUCCGCCAUGUUGCUUUUCUUAAAGUUCACAAAACCGGAAGCAGCACUGCCCAGAAUAUAUUCCUCAGGUUUGGAUGGAACCAUAACUUGACAUUUGUUCUUCCUCCUGCCAAAAACCCAUUUGGAUAUCCUAACAUCAUUAGUCUACGAGAGGGGCCUACUUCAUCAAACGUGCUACCGCCACCUGCAGGGAAACACCACGAGAUUCUCUGUAAUCACGUGAUCUACAACAGAACCUCGUUCCGAACGUAUCUUCCAAAGAAUACCUUUUACGUUGGUAUCUUACGGGAGCCUUACGAAUGUUUUAAAUCAACUCUAAAUUAUUUUAGGCCUGGUUAUAUCUUUUUAAAAAUAAAAUCACCGGCGCCAGGGUCUGACUAUUUGACAGACCCUUUAAAAUAUGAACCAGAAAGUGCAAUUAGUUCGAUUACUAACAACAGAAUGGCAGUUGAAUUUGGUUGUUCAGAGAACCUGGUUAAAUCUAAAAACAGAGAUCAAAUCAUGAAAUUUAUAAAACAGACUGAGCAAGAUUUUGGCCUUGUGAUUAUCACAGAGAUGUUUGAAGAAUCGAUUCUCCUUCUAAAACGGUAUCUUAACUGGUCAAUUAAGGAUGCUCUGUAUUUAAACAAAAAUAUUGCCCAUCGAAAGAACGUAUCGGCUUUGGUUGGUCCGUAUGACCGAGAAUUGUACAAGCAAUGGGCGACGAUUGACUAUGCGUUAUAUGAUCAUUUUUACAAACGAUUAAGACAGCAGAUUCGAAAAGAGGGAAACGAUUUUGACGAGGAACUUCUUCAUUUUGCGGAGAUAAGAAGAAUAACGAGCGAGUUUUGCUCGGUGUCGGGGAAAUACAAAGACGAUAAGUUGGCUGUGAAAGAGUCAAAGUGGGACGAGAAGUUCGAAUUAGCUCAUACCGAUUGCUUACUUUUACAAAAACAGGAAAUGCAUUUUGUUAAAGAAAUUCGGGUCAGGCAGUAUGGUUCAGAAGAUAUUUGAGAGUGUUUGUAAGGACGCAUUUGUGGACGUGUGCAAUCCAGUGUAGAAUAAACAAAUGAAGAGACGAAUCUGGAGUGAUACAUAACGAAUCAAAGUCUACCGCUAAUACAUUACUCAGUUUAUGUGGUAUUAAGACAUGUAUGGUGAAAUGCCAAGGAUAUUUCACCGAAGGAUCGAUUAUAAUACGUAACGGUGAUAACUUAUAUGAUCUGAGAAUAAGUAUAGUGUCACGCAGCUUUGACUUUAAAAUAAUAUAGCUAUGUUUCUUGGCGAAAAUGUUGUUCAUAGAGUGGUAUCCAAACUGCGAAAGUGUUCAAACCAAAAACAUUUGUAAGCUGGUGACAGGGAAGUAUUAAGUUUUUAUUUUAGACAAAAAUGCUCUUUAUCUGUAUAUUUUUGCUAUCUGCUCUUGUAGACUCUGUAUCUAAUUUACUAUAUGCGAUUUUCACUUGUCAAAUGCCAUGAUUUUAAUGCAUGCAGACUUUUAGAAAUACUGUCAAUUGAUCAAUACAUUAAUGUCGUUCUUGCUUGUAUUGAUAACAUUUUAAAAAUACAUUAAAUUUGUCUUUUAUAGCUCCGAUGUAAAAAUUAACAAAACCAUAUCUAUGUACAAAUUCGAUUCUCUUUUGAAAUCCCAAAAUGCCGACUAGUUUCAAAAAAUAUGGCUAGAACAUUUAAAUCUUGCUAAUGCUUGUCUGACACAAAAUAGUAAAUCUAUGCAUAAGUAUUUUUUUGUUUAUAGCAGAGAUUUAAAAUGCUUAUAUAUGCCACAUAAUGGGGAGUUUCGCGGUACCAUUUGAACCAGUUCCCUUUUUAUUAAACUUUGUUAAAGUGACACUCAUAUAAGAAAAAAAAAUCACUACAACAAUCAUUAAGCUUGAGUGGUGAACCUUUAACUACUUACUAUAUAAUACAAUUAAUGGAAAAUAUCAAUUACUGUUAACAAGAUUGUAACCAUGUAUUUAACAGCUGAAAACGCACACAAAUAUAAUAUUGGUGGGUCCGAAAAGAUUAACGGAGAUGAACGUUAGUCUCAUAUGGUAGAAUUAUGGUGGAAGUGUUUUCCGCACCUUUCUGUAUUUAAAAAAAGCAAUGACAUACAAUUUAUACCAACUCAUGUCACCUACGAAAUCUUACAAAUCUUUUACAUUCAUUUUAUACAUUAAACUAUUGGAAACAUUGAAUCCGCUAUGUUCCGUGUGUACAUAUCAUUUCUGACAAACACUAGUUUAACAGCAUGCUAUUGUCAAACGUAUGCAGUCAUUCCAUUUUGUCUUUUAGUAUCAAUAAACAAAGUUAAACAUACGUGCCAAUUUUGAAUUUGAUCCUUUGCUCUCAAUAGAUAUUUAAAUAAUGUAUUAAUAUCUUCAACCUUCCACAGCAAUUAUGGUUUGUUUCCUCAAAAAGGUAUGUCUAUGAUCGGACCACCGAACAUACAGGGUACAUUCCAUCGGCGUGGCUCGAAAAGUAACUUACGAGUUAUAAGUGCAUGGACAUACGGAGCAUUCAAACUUACUGUUUUGCCGUUGGGCAAAUAAAAUAAGGACAUGUUUAAGCCUAGUUGGGCAUAUUUGUUGUUUUGGCCAAUGGGCCCAAAUGUCCAUAAAGUUUAUGUCUGAUUUAUUAAAUAUUAAAUGUUUUAAUUAAAGUAGAAAGUACGCAUGCCAUUACCGCCAAGUUGGACGGAAUCUUAGUUGACUAGUCGUUUGUGUGUUAUAUGUAUUGUGUUAUUCAAAGAGCUAUGCCAUUUACUGGCAAACCAAAA
Mya arenaria is the source of this 3629-nucleotide messenger RNA. RefSeq names its product galactose-3-O-sulfotransferase 2-like. Gene Ontology annotation, biological process: glycolipid biosynthetic process. Bases 572 to 1864 code for a protein of 430 amino acids. Gene Ontology annotation, molecular function: galactosylceramide sulfotransferase activity. The transcript is spliced from 4 exons. The record is from RefSeq and is a predicted model, not a curated record. Lineage: Eukaryota; Metazoa; Mollusca; Bivalvia; Myida; Myidae. Gene Ontology annotation, cellular component: membrane.